Molecule: messenger RNA, 703 nt
Organism: Amphimedon queenslandica
Lineage: Eukaryota; Metazoa; Porifera; Demospongiae; Haplosclerida; Niphatidae
Product: protein FAM183A-like
Exons: 4
Coding region: 54-476 (140 amino acids)
Cellular component (GO): ciliary base
Source: RefSeq, a predicted model, not a curated record
AUUCUGCAAAGUUGUUGGCGGGUUUUGCGUUUCCUAGGCAACGGACAAACAACAUGGCCGCCGAAGGGAAGGGGAAAGAGAAAGACCCAGUCAAUAUCGUCCACCAGAAUGCCAUAUUCUGCGAGACGGUCCACAAGGAGCAGAGACACCAAAAACUUUAUACUAAUUUCGGGACUAACCCUUACAAGAAAAUGCAUGCUCUAUCAGGUAAACCCAACUCGAUACAUGACUCAGGAGAUGGAGAGGAAGACAGUGAGUUUCUCAAGGUUUACAGAAGGUCUCAGCAGCUACCGAAGGAGAAGUAUCCAGUACCGCAGACAGAGGCACAGGAGAUUGGCUGGGACACUAACCCACUAGUUGCUACACGUAGAGAUGAUACCAGACUCCAUCAUCCAAGGAAUCAUUCCGAAAUAACUAAAUUCAUGGACGCGUUUUGGAAACAGAAAGAGCAGCAGUCGCUACACGGCAGUGACUAAACCACUAACAAGACCAACUCCUAUCCUUCAUCACUCUAUGACACACACUGAAACAACAAGUACUGAGUGAUAGGGUUUUCAUUUUAAACUGUUUGUGUGUGUGUGCAAAACUAAUAGAUUUCACAUUCAUUUUAUCUACUAUUGUACAUGUAACAAUAAUAAUAAUAUUAAACGUUGUCUGUAUAAAUAAACUCUUUUCUAUUGUAUUAUGAUUAUCUUUAAUUUAA